This is a messenger RNA of Brachypodium distachyon (stiff brome), 2341 nucleotides long. Its product is annotated as F-box/LRR-repeat protein 14. The coding region runs from base 357 to 2105 and encodes 582 amino acids. The record is from RefSeq and is a predicted model, not a curated record. NCBI's taxonomy places the organism in Eukaryota, Viridiplantae, Streptophyta, Magnoliopsida, Poales, Poaceae. Gene Ontology annotation, cellular component: SCF ubiquitin ligase complex. Gene Ontology annotation, molecular function: protein binding. Gene Ontology annotation, biological process: SCF-dependent proteasomal ubiquitin-dependent protein catabolic process. The transcript is spliced from 16 exons.
CACUUCAACUUCCUCCCUUCCCAUCCCCACUGCCCCCUCUCCCCGCGCUAGUAGAACUCAUCAGAUAUUUAUGAGACUUCGUUGAUCUCUCGCGGUCGGGGACUCGGAGUGGGCGAGCGCUGAACCCUAGCGCCGGGCGUUUGGGUUCGUGCUGCCGUGGCGGCUCUGCGGCGUGGUGGAAUGGAGCGGAAGCUGACUAAGUUUGUCUCGGGUUCCUAAUUAACUACACGCAUACGCCGCAAAUGACUGACGAGAUACAGCUGCCAGUCAUUCAGAACCAAAAUUGUGCAUGCGCAUAGAUCCAUUCGACUCCUAUAAGUGGAGUGGUAUUUCCAAGUCACCCUGAAUCCCUUAUCAUGGGCGGCGUCUGUUCAAGGAAGAGAAGCCAGUUGGUGGAUGAGGAUGACUCUUUCCAGUCACCGACAAGGUUCUCAAAGACCAGCAGCUUGAAAUGGCUGCUGCUUACACUGCCCCGCAGCAGCUCUGAUGUCUCCCGCAAGGGACUGGGCAAGGGCCCUGGCCGGUGCCCGUCACUCAUGGAGCUUUGUGUGGCCAAAGUCUGCAAGGAUAUCAGCAAGUAUUCUAGUUUUGCUGUGCUGCCGAGUGAUCUCAGCCAACAGGUUUUCAACCAACUUGUGGAUUCAAACUGUCUCAAAGAGGCGUCGCUUGAAACUUUUCGGGAUUGUGCACUGCAUGACAUUUGUCUGGGGGAGUUUCCUGGAGUUAAGGAUGCCUGGAUGGAAGUAGUGGCUUCACAAAGGCAGUCAUUAUUAUCCGUUGACAUUUCUUGCUCUGAAGUUACUGAUAGUGGCUUAAACCUUCUUAGAGAUUGCUCAAACAUGCAAAGCUUGGUAUGCAAUUACUGUGAUCAAAUCUCAGAACACGGCCUUGGAGUCUUGUCAGGUUUCUCUAACCUGACAUCUCUAAGUUUCAAGAGAAGUGAUGGUGUUACUGCUGAAGGAAUGAGAGUGUUUGCAAAUUUAGUUAAUUUGGUAAAUCUUGACCUUGAGCGAUGCCUGAAGAUUCAUGGCGGCCUUGUUCAUUUGAAAGGUCUGAGAAAACUGGAGUCGAUUAAUAUGAGAUAUUGUAACAACAUUACGGAUUCAGAUAUCAAGUAUUUAUCAGAUCUCACAAAUUUGAAGGAACUGCAAUUAUCGUCUUGUAGAAUUACAGACCUGGGUGUUUCUUAUCUUAGAGGCUUGUCCAAGUUAAUUCGGUUGAACUUGGAGAGCUGCCCAGUGACUGCUGCUUGUUUGGUGGAUAUCUCAGGAUUGGCUUCAUUGAUGUUGUUGAAUUUAAAUCGUUGUGGUAUAUAUGAUGAAGGCUGCGAAAGCUUUAAAGAUCUUAAAAAGUUGAAGGUCUUAAAUUUGGGGUUUAACUAUAUUACAGAUGCUUGUUUGGUGCAUUUGAAAGAAUUAAUCAAUUUGGAGUUCUUGAACCUGGAUUCAUGCAAGGUUGGAGAUGCCGGUCUACUACAUCUGAAGGGCCUUGUGUUAUUGAAAAGCUUGGAGCUUUCUGACACUGAAGUUGGAAGCAACGGGCUCCGGCAUCUUUCUGGUCUUCGGACUUUGCAAAGGAUCGAUCUCUCAUUUACAUUGGUCACAGACACUGGUAUGAAGAAGAUCUCUGCAUUGAGUUCGCUGAAGUCGGUUAAUCUUGACAGUCGCCUGAUAACUGAUGUUGGCUUAGCAGCACUUACUGGUCUUACUGGGUUGACUCAUCUUGACCUUUUUGGAGCUCGGAUAACUGACAACGGGGCAAGCUGCUUCAGAUAUUUUAAGAAUCUUGAAUCUCUUGAAGCAUGUGGUGGGUCAAUUACUGAUGUUGGAGUGAAGAAUAUCAAGGAACUCAAAGCUCUGACGCUCCUCAAUCUUUCCCAGAAUGCUAACCUGACAGACAAAACUUUGGAGCUGAUAUCUGGCUUGACUGCUUUAGUCUCCCUGAAUGUCUCCAACUCACGGGUAUCCAACGCUGGUCUCCGCCACCUGAACGCACUGCAGAACCUGCGCUCGCUCACACUGGAUUCUUGCAGGGUAACAGCAAACGAGAUAAGGAAGCUCCAGGCGACGGCGCUUCCGAAUCUGAUAAGCUUUCGGCCUGAGUAGUUUGACAGUUGGAACCCAAGAGUCCCAAGACCUGUAAAUGUUAAUCCAGCUUGCAAGGAUAUUGAGUGAAAAACACACAAGUAGAUUAUCUGUUUUAAGGCCUUCGUUUUGGUGUACUGAAAGAACACUGAUGCUAUCUCCCCUUCAAGGCACGACGGGAAGGAACGAACUUGUAAAUAUCAGGCUUCCUCGCCAUGUAGAGGGUUAUCAUUUAUGGUAAUUGCAUGUUAUCUCUU